AUGUCCGUACAAGAACUGAAAGAGGUUUCGACCAAUCUAGACGCAACUACUAGAGCUUCCGUCAUGAGAGUUUCUAUGCAUAAUCAACUUGAUAAAGGAAAAAUUUCCCCUAAAAAGGCGCUCAAGGCGCAAGAAUCCCUAACGAGUGUAGAUAAGCCGAAAAAGGACAAAAAAGAUAAGGACAAGAAAGACAAAAAGGAUAAAAAGGACAAAACCGACAAAAAGGACAAGAAAGACAAAAAGGACAAAAAAGAGAAGAAAGGCGAAGACAAAGCGGAUAAGAAAAAAGAUGCCGGUAAAAAGGGUAAAAAGAGCCCAAGCAAAACUUCAGCCAAGGGUCAGUAA
Molecule: messenger RNA, 345 nt
Organism: Gordionus sp. m RMFG-2023
Lineage: Eukaryota; Metazoa; Nematomorpha; Gordioida; Chordodea; Parachordodidae
Exons: 2
Coding region: 1-345 (114 amino acids)
Source: RefSeq, a predicted model, not a curated record